Molecule: messenger RNA, 3101 nt
Organism: Ornithorhynchus anatinus (platypus)
Lineage: Eukaryota; Metazoa; Chordata; Mammalia; Monotremata; Ornithorhynchidae
Gene: FNDC10
Product: fibronectin type III domain containing 10
Exons: 1
Coding region: 317-1012 (231 amino acids)
Source: RefSeq, a predicted model, not a curated record
CUUGGGCGGGAGCUCCGGGCCCACCGCCGCCGGCAAGGACCGGCCGCCGCCGACCGGACCCGGGACCGCCCCCAACGGACCCCUCCCCGGCCGGACCCCCCACCCUGGAGCAAGGGGCUCGACCCAUCCUCCCCACCUCGUGCCCCGGCGGAAGAGCCGGUCCUGCCUUGGCCUCUGCGGAUGACGGUGCGGAUGAUGCUCUCGGUCAUUCAUUCGGGAGUAUUUGUUGAGCGCUGACCCUGUGCGGAGCACCGGACCGAGCGCUUGGAAUGUGACCCGCCCUCGGCCCCAGCCCCCCCAGCCCCCCACCCGGAGGAUGCUGCCGGUCCUGGUCCUCCCGCCGCUGCUGCUGGGCCUCUGCGUCCCGGGGGGCUGCGACCCCCCGUCGGGGCCGGGCCCGGGCCCGGGGUCCGACCCCCCUUGGUGCCCCUACAAGGUGCUCCGCGCCGGGCCGGGGGCGGGGGGCGAGCGGCUGUGCUUCCGGACCCCCGAGCGGGAUUUUCGCUGCCCACGCCGAGGCUGCAAGGUCUUCCGCUCGGCCGGCCGCUCGCUGGUGGCCAACGUCCUGCGCAACAGCAGCGUCCUGCUGCAGUGGCGACCCCCGCCCGCCGCCACCCCCGCCCGCCUCCGCGGCUUCGCCCUCAACUGCUCCUGGGACGGGGCCUACACGCGCUUCCAGUGCGACCGCGUCCAGCUCGGGGCCGCCUGUCGCGACUACCUCGUCCCCGACGUGCACGACAGCGUGCGCUACCGCUUGUGCCUGCAGCCCCUGCUGCGCCCCCCGCGCGGGGAGCCCGCCCGCCCCGACGACCCGCCGCCCCCCGCCGCCGAGUGCGUGGAGUUCGCCGCCGAGCCGGCCGGCAUGCGGGACGUGGUCAUCGCCAUGACCGCCGUCGGCGGGGCCAUCUGCGUCAUGCUCGUCGCCAUCUGCCUGCUCGUCGCCUACAUCACCGAGAACCUGGUCCACCCCGCCGGACGCCGCCCCGCCGCCCCCCGGGGCUCCGGGACCUGACCGGGACCGGCCCCCGGUCGGGAAGGGGGAGAAUGGGGCGAGGACCCGGCCCCUCCGACGCGUCACCCUGAACCUCGCGCGCCCCGCCGCACCCCGAGGGCCCGGGUCCCGGCCGGGACCGGCCCUUGGCCGGAGGAGGGGAGGGGGCGAGGACCCGGCCCCCCGACGCAUCACCCAGAAACUCGUGCGCCCCGCCUUAGGCUGCCCCGCGGGCACCCUGAAGUCCCGUGCCCUGACCGGGACCGGCCCCUGGCCGGAGGAGGGGGCGGGGGCGAAGACCCAACCCCCCCGAUGCAUCACCGAGACGUGCGCCCCUCCGUAGGGCGUCCCGCGUCACCCCGAGGGCCCAGGCCCUGACCGGGACCCACCCUGGCCAGAGGAGAGGGAGGUGAUGUGGGCCCAGUCUCCCGACACGCCCACCCCACAACCCCGACCUUCUGGGGGCACCCCUCUGCCUCUCUGGGCACCCCCUGACCUGCAGGAUUCGGGCUGCAGGAUCUAACCCCCUCCCCAGGACCCUCCAUCCCGACCCUCCCGGACGGGUGAGGCGCGGAGAGGCUGCCUGGGACGGUCGGGGUCCUCGGAGGCACCCCCUCCAUCUCUUCAUUCGGUAAAACCCCACAGUUGUCUCUCAUCUCUAGCUGACGGCCGGGAGGCGAGGGGACAGAGGAGGCAGGAAAAAUGCCCAGUCGGAGCUUCCUAUUUAGGAAAGGUCCCAGUACCAAGCGGAGAUGCUCCGUGUAUCGCGAUCGGAGGAGUUGGCCGUCUCGACUUCCUACCAGCGAGGCCCCGUCUCUGUAGGUCUGCCCCUUGUUUGCGGACACCCCAGCCCUCAAACAUUCUCACCCCACCCCAAGGUGUUUGUGUGAUGUCCUGGUUUUUCCUUAGAGGAGCCCUGAGGCAUUGUAGCAGCCCCAGGGGUCCUCGCUGCCUUUCCUGGGAGCUUUUUAUUUUUUCGGGGGGGUAUUCUGUUCCUGGCAAGAUCCAUCCUACCUGUGUGUGCCCCAUAACCACGGUUCAGAUUCAGUCCAGUCCGGGGCAGGGGCUCUGUGGGCGGCAGAUCCCGGGCAGCACCUCAUGCUCGAGGAGGAUCUGCAUUUCCUGGAAGAAGAAGCCCAAGGCCACAGCUGGGAGCUCGAAGCGCGUUUGGUCGGCGGUCAGCCCGUCCUGACCUGCAGCUGUUGGCGGAAGUCAGCGUGGGCCGAACUGGGGAGAGGGGCUGGGCUGAAGUAUGGUCCCUUCCUCCUUUCAAGAGUGCAGGUAGCUCCCCCUUCUCUGCUUGCCCCUGGAGUCUCAGGUUUUUUUUGGGGGGGUGGGAGGAACGACCAUAUGGUUUGGAGCCAAUCUUCAAUGUCGGUGAUUCUGUGCCUUAGUGGUGAAGGGUCUCCCAGUCAUCCCCACCACUCCCCGCCCCCCCAGGUGGCAGAGGCUGAACCAGCCCUGGUUCGACUGCCACUCUUCAUCUCCCACGGGAUGGGCGAUAAGAUUCCAGAAGCUUCUGGCCCGCCCGAAUAGAGUCCCAGACCACCCCAUUUUUCUGGGGGCCUUGGCUGUGAGUGAGUUGUUUGGGGGGUGGGGCUCCAGAGGGCCUCCCUCCCACCCCUCUCGUUUUUUUGUCCCAGAUCAAUCCAUCGAUUAAUCAGUGGCAUUUAUUGAAAGCUCCCACCCCUUUUGGUUUUUUGUCCCAGAUCAAUCCAUCGAUUAAUCAGUGGCAUUUAUUGAGAGCUUACUGAGUGCAGAGCACUGUAUUCUGUACCUAGCACUUGGAAGAGAACAGUGCAACAGAGUAGGUAGAAACGAUCCCAGCCCGCAGAGAGCUCACGAGAAGACAUCACCGUGGGGGCCCGUGUCCCAAGCUGUUUUCCGAGUUCACGUGAGCCUGAAAAAGGGGGUCGCCGGGGGCGGGCCUUGGUCAGCAGGAACCAAGAGAGGCAUUUCCAUGCAGUGGAGUUAGGCGGGUUUGUCUGUCCUGGGAGGUGGCAAGGGGACCGUCAUCAUUAUUGUUGCUAUAGUAUUUAUUAAGUACUUAGACUGUGCCGAGCACCGUGCUAAGCACUGGGUAGGUCCAAAUAAACAGUUCAGAUCCUGA